GAAUUCGGAGGAAAGGAAGAAUGUGAAAGUUACUCGACGUUAAUGAACUUAUGAAUGUGUAAUUGGAAGCAAGGAACUUCAUGAAGUUCUUUCAGAAACCUUGAAGUAUCGCAGGCGGCUCGUUAAUGAAUAGAAUGACAGCCGCUGGCAAGGGUGUCAUCGCCACGUUGGCUUGUCGAGAGUCGGAGUAUUCCAGGUCCCGACACUUCGGCAAAUCGGCGGACCGUUUGAAGGAGGUUACCGUAGAAAAUCAGGGCAAAAGAGAAAGUUUUGAAACGUCAGUUAUAUAGAAAUAUUUGUCGACGUCCGUACGACCGAUGUUGUUGGCAGUGCGCCAAGCUGAUUCGCUCGUGACAAACGUUGCUCUUGGAAAAUGUCUUUCAACAAUGCGGUAUUGUUGAUGCUGAAACGGAGCAACGCGACCGCGACGUUGUUAUGCAACAAAUAUGGGCUUCCUUCUGCGGAUCGAAGACAUUUCCACUGCAGCGAGCCCUGCAAGUUCGUGGAAAAGGCUGUGACGAAUCAGAAGCCCGAUUGGAACAGAGCGGUUUCGGAGGCUGAGAAGAUCGUGGGUUAUCCCACUUCGUUUCUCAGCCUUCGUUGGCUGCUCAGCGAUGAAAUCGCCAAUGUUGCUCUGCAUCUCAGGAAGUUGGUCGGCUCGAAUCACCCGCUGUUGAAAACUGCCAAGAGCUUAAUAUACAAUGGGCGCAAUAACAUGCAAGCGUGGGGUCUAAUUGUUCUUUUGAUUUCAAAAGCAGCUGGCCACUUAAAUGUCGACGACAUGGAAGAGGAUAAAGCGGCAGGGGUUCUGCACAGUCAACGAGCAUUAGCAGAAGUUACCGAAAUGAUACGUACUAGUCACGUCGUCCACAAAGGUCUCGUAAACAUUCAGCCGGAUGUCUAUUCGGAAACUUCUGAACUGAAUGACAUGACUUUUGGUAACAAAAUAGCACUCUUAAGUGGGGAUUAUCUCCUUGGCAAUAGUAGUGCAGAAUUAGCUGCUCUUAGAAAUCAAGAUCUUGUCGAGCUGAUGUCUAGCGCCGUUCGUGACUUGGCAGAGGCAGAAUUUAUUGGACGGCGAGAUAGUCAAAACAAUCCACUGCCAUCCAUUCCUCCUGUAGAUCGCACUGGUUAUGCAGUGAAGGAAUGGACACUCCGGAAUGUAUUAAGUGCCGGUGCUCUACUUGGAAAAUCCUGUCAAGGAACAUUGAAGUUGGCAGGACACAGCGAUGACAUUCAAGUGCAAGGCUAUAAAUUUGGAAAGCACUUGGCUCUGGCUUGGCAGGCUUGUCUUGAUCUGGGACCAUUUAUUAGUAAAGAUCCUACCGCUCAGUUCAAUCUAUGUUCGGCACCAGUAAUGUUUCAUAUAGAACACGAUCCAUCGAUUCUAAUUGAAAUCGAUAAAGGAUUGGAAUCCGUUCAGAACGUAGACUAUUCCAAGGUUUAUGACAUUGUAAUGACCGGCCCUGGAAUUGAACUCACGAAACAAUUACAAAAGGAGCAUUCUCAGCGAGCCAUGGAGGUUUUAACAGUUUUCCAAGACAGUGACGCAAGGACUGCACUGUAUAAUAUAAUAGCAGCAAUGGGAGAUUUCUAGCAAAGCUUGAGUACUGCGAACUGAUCAGAGUUAACGCUAAACAGCCCAAAUAUCAGUUCGAAUGAUCCGUCCUGUAUUAAGUUUUACGAUUGGUAAAUAUUUAUACUGACACGUUACAUGUGUCGUUUAUUACUGUAUAUUCUAAGAGUGAACGUACGAAUGAAUGAUUAUAUUGCAAAUCGUUUUAUCAAAUGUUACAGCCAAGUUUUUUUUUAUUGAAUAUUCCACUCGGUUUGAGAUUAACUUAAAUUGGCGAACUUUCCAAGUUCGUGCAAACUUGUUAUUAACUAACGUAAAUUUAUUCAGCCGAAUUCCACCUUCGUUCGUCUAUUAAAAUUUUUAUAUUUUAAGAGCCGAUCCAUGGCAGUAUUUCUUAAAACCUUCUUUAAUUUAUAAAGUAACCUGUAAAAUUCCAGUCACUGACAUUACGUAUAGAAAAUGUAUCGAAUUAACAUUGCGGUGCUGUCUUGUACAGAUAAGUCAUACGUCGAGACGUAUUGUUAAUAAAGAUUUAACGUAUGUUAUAUUUUGCUCAUGCGAACGAUAAUGUACUAUUAAAAUAAUUGGUAAGUUCAUAGUUCAAUAAAAAGGGUUUGUACUUUU
Messenger RNA from Orussus abietinus, 2200 nucleotides. RefSeq names its product decaprenyl-diphosphate synthase subunit 2 (gene Pdss2). The coding region runs from base 374 to 1597 and encodes 407 amino acids. NCBI's taxonomy places the organism in Eukaryota, Metazoa, Arthropoda, Insecta, Hymenoptera, Orussidae. Gene Ontology annotation, molecular function: prenyltransferase activity. The transcript is spliced from 6 exons. Gene Ontology annotation, biological process: isoprenoid biosynthetic process; ubiquinone biosynthetic process. The record is from RefSeq and is a predicted model, not a curated record. Gene Ontology annotation, cellular component: transferase complex; mitochondrion.